This is a messenger RNA of Fusarium falciforme, 534 nucleotides long. RefSeq names its product AP complex subunit sigma. Gene Ontology annotation, biological process: protein transport; clathrin-dependent endocytosis. The transcript is spliced from 2 exons. Gene Ontology annotation, cellular component: intracellular membrane-bounded organelle; AP-2 adaptor complex. The record is from RefSeq and is a predicted model, not a curated record. Gene Ontology annotation, molecular function: clathrin-cargo adaptor activity. NCBI's taxonomy places the organism in Eukaryota, Fungi, Ascomycota, Sordariomycetes, Hypocreales, Nectriaceae. Bases 103 to 534 code for a protein of 143 amino acids.
GUCCAACUCCAUCGGUUCCGGCGCAUCCAUCCCGCUAUCACGAGCCUCACCUCCCGAACCGCAUUCCUCCUUGAUCGAGCUUCAGCCUCGCCCAUCUCCACGAUGCUCUCCUUUAUCCUCAUCCAGAACCGACAGGGCAAGACCCGUCUAGCCAAGUGGUACGCCCCUUUCAGCGACGAGCAAAAGAUCAAGCUCAAGGGCGAGGUGCACCGCCUCGUGGCGCCGCGCGACCAAAAGUACCAGUCCAACUUUGUCGAGUUCCGCAACAACAAGAUCGUCUACCGCCGCUACGCCGGCCUCUUCUUCUGCGCCUGCGUCGACACAAACGACAACGAGCUCGCCUACCUCGAGGCCAUCCACUUCUUCGUCGAGGUCCUCGACGCCUUCUUCGGCAACGUCUGCGAGCUCGACCUCGUCUUCAACUUUUACAAGGUCUACGCUAUCCUCGACGAGGUGUUUUUGGCUGGCGAGAUUGAGGAGACGAGCAAACAGGUUGUGCUCACGCGGUUGGAGCAUCUGGACAAGCUAGAAUAA